UAGUAGGGUAUACUUUAUGUUUAGUUUUUUAAAAAUCCAAAUGUGGACUUAGGUAAUGACAUGAGAAUCAGUUCGCUUGAGUUCGCUGUUGAUCGAAUAAGGAAACACAAGUUUACAUACCUCCACCUUUUUUACUCAACGAAAUAAAAUACGAUUACUAUUUAUAUAUUUCUCUCAGCACUUACUACAUAUUCAACAAUGAAGUAUAUUUUGAUAUUGUCUUUACAAUUACUUUGUGUCGAUUUAAUCAUUACUAGGGAAAUUACACAUGAAGACAUUAAAGAUGCAAUGUUAAGUUUAGUACAUAUGAUGCGAGAUAAUACUGAAAAAUUAGAAAGACAUGAAGUACGAGAACGUCAGUUAGGGGAGCAAUUAAAAAAAACAAUUGCUGUAUUGACAAAACGUAUGUCAACAGUAGAUGGCCUUAAAUCACAGAUAACAAAACUUGAUGAAAAAGUUACAGGAAUUGAACAAUUAAUUUCUCAGAGAGAUGAACGUGAAAGAAUACAAAUGCAGAAAACUGUUGAUACUUUAGAAGAUUUGGAAAGUCGGUUAGAAGGCUGGCUUACAGAUAUUGAAAAUAAAGUAUCUGAAGUUAAUACUAGACCAGUUAUUACACCGCCUUCUAUUGACAAUGUCUCUCUUGUUUUCUCGAAACUAAAUAAUACAGAAUCAUUGUUAAUGGAAAGGAUUUCCAAAGCUGAGUCAAUAUUAAAAUCUGAAGCAAUGAAAUUAAAAGAUAUUUCAAAUGUUCAAACAGGAACAACACAAGCAUUACUGACAGAGAUCCAGGAUAUUAAUUCAAGGCUUAGUCAUCUUGAGAUCUCACUGGAGAAAGUCAGAGAAUACACUCAAACAAUUAAAAAAAAGUUACAAGAACCACAAUUUGAUGCUAUUUCAAAUAUUGAUCAAUAUACUAGAGCUUUACCUUCUAUACAACAACAGUUAGAAGAUGUAUCUGAACAAAUUAAAGAAUUACCAAGGAUUAACAACAUCCAUCACAAUGAAUCGCAAAUACUCUUACAGGAAGCAAAACAUACUUUAAAGGAUGUUGUUACUAAAGAAAUUAAUGAUUUAGAAAAUAAAUUAGAGAAGGCUAAAGUCGAGACAAAGGAGACAAUUGGAUCUCUUAGAAUGGACUUAGCAAAUAAUGCUGAACGGGUGAAUCAAGAAUUAAUUGAUCUUGAAAAGGGACAAUCUGUAAUGGUUUCAAUGGCUGAUCAUGUUUUGGAUACUAAAAGGAGAGUAGAAUAUGGGGUACAUCAAAUUCUUUUAGAAGUAGGAGAUUUAGUGAAAGCACAAGGUGUAAAUAUUAAUAAUACUUUAAAUCAAAGAUUUGACGGUAUAUCAAAUGAUAUCAUGGACAAUCAAAAUGGUGCUUUGGCAAAUUUAACUACUAAAAUGGAACAAGAAAUGAACGAGGUGUGGCGACAAAUAAAUGUCAUGUAUCAACAAAUGACAGAAAGUACAAAAACUUUGGAAAAAUUACAUAAACAAAACGUAGAGUAUGUAAAUGGUACAACUACUACUAUGGAUGGCAUGGAGACCAAGGUUGGCGAGAUAACAGAACGUAUGACAGAAGUCGAUAAAAACUUAAAUUAUCUCUUGGGACGACUUUCACUCGUGACACAAGAAUUUAAUCAAAUAAAAACGGGGUUGGGCACUGCGUUAGAUAAUAUCAAAGCAUCUUUCAAAGAAGUGCAAGAUAAAGCAAAUGAUUUAAGCAAUCCAGGACCACAUCCAAUACCUGAAAAUUAUGAAGAAUUUAGUGAAUCUGAUAGUAAACCAGAUGGUAAGCCUGUACCAGAAAUUAUUAACAAUUUGUUUAAUCAGCCAGUUAAUUAACUUAUAUUUUUGUGUACUCGUAAAAAAGUAAAA
Messenger RNA from Megalopta genalis, 1878 nucleotides. RefSeq lists its product as uncharacterized. The record is from RefSeq and is a predicted model, not a curated record. NCBI's taxonomy places the organism in Eukaryota, Metazoa, Arthropoda, Insecta, Hymenoptera, Halictidae. Gene Ontology annotation, cellular component: plasma membrane.